AUGUCCGGGUUGUUAACGACAACAUAGUAUUGAUACUCGGCUCUAAGGCGUGCAGGGACCAGCCCUCUGAACAAUAACUCAGGGUUCACUUGCCCUGAACCCUGCAAUCUGUUACGCCUUGUGAGCCAAGCGGCCAAUUUAACACCUGGGCCUAGAGCCCCAUAGAGAACGCCAGGCCCAUCUUCCCACAGGCAGCUCCAAGUACAAACAGCAGAGAUGACACAAGACAUUCCACAAACACAUGAACAGACUCAGGCAAGAGAGAGGAAAUAAAGAAAGAAAUAAAGACACAGAAAGAAUUAGAUAAAAGGGAAGUAAAUUAAGAAUGAAAGAAAAAAAAGGGGAAAGAAAGAAAGGCAAAGAAAGACUUUGUCAAACAAAAAAAAAAAAAUCCAAUGCUGCUCGAGGGUGACAUGGUUGAAGAGAGGAAGGGGAGGGGGUCCAGAGAGACUGCUCGUGGAUAAGGCCCAGAAUUUGGUGUUACGCCCCUGCGUCCAUGACUACAAUGUGCAAAAACUGCUGGUCUUGUUCUUUAAGCCCAAUGGCCUUUCAAACUACAUCACCCACACUGCACAGCGCUCAACGUCAUCACAACAGGAAGUACAAGACGCUGGGCAGUAACGUUGUUGGUGUCUGAGCAGAGCAGUGUGGCAGGGAAAAAAAACUGUAACGUUAACGUUACUGUAAAUCUGUGAGUCUGUCGGAGAAUCGGUUCCUCUUCAGCCAGCGCCCAUGGACGACGCCCAGGAACAACACACCCCCAUCAGGAACAAAUAAACCGUCAGGGCGAGGCUUUGUUCCCUCGGUUUAUCCCAGUGGACCGUUCACCUAUGAUGGAACGGGCGAUGGAGCAGCUCAACGUACAGCUCAACCGGCUGACCCGUUCCCUCCGCCGGGCCAGGACCGUAGAACUCCCGGAAGACAAUGAGACUGCAGUGUACACACUUAUGCCAAUGGUCAUGGCUGACCAGCACAGGUCAGUGUCAGAGCUGCUGCUUAACUCCAAGUUUGAUGUCAACUACGCCUUCGGACGAGUGAAGAGAAGUCUGCUACACAUCGCUGCCAACUGUGGCUCAGUGGAGUGUCUGGUUCUGCUGCUGAAGAGAGGAGCCAACCCAAACUAUCAGGACAUCUCAGGCUGUACCCCUCUGCACCUCGCUGCUAGGAACGGACAAAAGAAGUGUAUGGGCAAACUGCUGGAAUAUAAUGCUGAUGUCAACAUCUGCAACAAUGAGGGACUGACUGCUAUCCACUGGUUGGCAGUGAAUGGAAGAACUGAGCUCCUCCAUGAUCUGGUCCAGCAUGUGUCCAAUGUGGAUGUGGAAGACGCCAUGGGACAGACAGCUCUACAUGUGGCCUGUCAGAAUGGACACAAAACUACGGUGUUGUGUCUUCUGGACAGUGGAGCUGACAUCAAUCGGCCCAACGUCUCUGGAGCCACACCCCUUUACUUUGCCUGCAGUCAUGGUCAAAGAGACACAGCGCAGAUCCUGCUCUCUCGAGGUGCCAAAUACCUCGCUGACAAGAAUGGAAUCACUCCUCUGGAUCUCUGUGUGCAGGGUGGAUAUGGGGAGACCUGUGAGAUCCUCAUCCAGCACCACGGCAGACUUUUCCAGACCCUCAUCCAGAUGACACAAAAUGAUGAUAUGAAGGAGAACAUGCUCAGGCAGGUCCUGGAGCAUGUCUCUCAGCAGAGCGACAGUCAUUACCAGAGGAUCUUGACCAGUCUUGCUGAGGUGGCUACCACCAAUGGACACAAGCUUCUCAGCCUGUCCAGCAGUUAUGAAGCUCAGAUGAAGAGUCUGCUGAGAAUUGUUCGUAUUUUCUGCCAUGUGUUUCGCCUGGGGCCUUCAUCCCCCAACAAUGGCAACGACAUGGGCUACAACGGCAACAAGACACCUCGCAGCCAGGUCUUUAAGAUGUGUGUGAGACAGAUGGAGGUGGAGACGGUACAAAAAGCUGAAUGUUCCUGGACAGGUUCUGCUGUCUUUGAUCCUUUGGAGCUGCUGUGGCACUCCCUGGAUGAGUGGCUGGUGCUUAUCUCCACAGAGCUGGACAGGAACAGGAAGAACCCGUCUUCCUCCUCAUCCAGCAGCGAGAUAGCCUCUCUGCUUCUGAAACAGCGAGAGGUCGACCACUCCGGGUCCACACCCAAACUCCCCUCCUUACUGGACCCUCAGACUGUCAUGGAAACAGAGGUCUAUGCUGACGGCGAGGAUGUCAUCUCCAUGACGGCCAAUCGGCUCAGCGCUGUGAUCCAGGCCUUCUAUAUGUGCUGCUCCUGUCAGAUGCCACAAGGAAUGACGUCUCCUCGCUUUAUCGAGUUUGUCUGCAAGCACGAUGAGGUGCUCAAGUGUUUUGUAACCAGGAAUCCAAAGAUCAUCUUUAACCAUUUCCAUUUCCUCCUGGAGUGUCCAGAGUUGAUGUCACGCUUCAUGCAUAUCAUUAAGGGCCAGCCCUUCAAGGAUCGCUGUGAGUGGUUCUAUGAGCAUCUGCUGGCCGGCCAGCCAGACUCAGACAUGGUUCAUCGUCCGGUCAACGAGAACGACAUCCUGCUCAUCCACAGAGAUUCCAUAUUCAGGAGUAGCUGUGAGAUGGUUUCCAAGUCCACCAAUGAGAAACUCAAACAGGGUAUUGCUGUUCGCUUCCAUGGCGAGGAAGGCAUGGGCCAGGGUGUGGUUCGGGAGUGGUUUGACAUCCUGUCCAAUGAGAUCAUCAACCCAGACUAUGCUCUGUUCACCCAGUCAGCUGAUGGUACCACUUUUCAGCCCAACAGUAACUCAUCUGUGAACCCAGACCACCUAAACUAUUUCCGGUUCGCAGGUCAGAUCCUGGGUCUGGCUCUGUACCACCGACAGCUGGUCAACAUCUACUUCACCCGCUCUUUCUACAAACACAUCCUGGGUAUCCCAGUGAACUACCAGGACGUGUCGUCCAUUGAUCCAGAGUAUGCAAAGAACCUGCAGUGGAUCCUGGACAAUGACAUCAGUGAUCUGGGUCUGGAGCUCACCUUCUCUGUAGAGACGGACGUGUUUGGGGCCAUGGAGGAAGUGCCGCUGAAACCUGGAGGGACCAGCAUCCUGGUCACCCAGGACAACAAGGCCGAGUACGUCCAGCUGGUGACAGAGCUGAGGAUGACACGAGCCAUCCAGCCUCAGAUAAACGCCUUCCUGCAAGGAUUCCACACCUUCAUCCCCCCCUCGCUCAUCCAGCUUUUCGACGAAUACGAAUUGGAGCUCCUGCUGUCAGGGAUGCCAGAGAUCGAUGUGCAGGAUUGGUGCAGGAACACUGAGUACACCAGUGGAUAUGACCCUCAGGAGCCAGUCAUCCAGUGGUUCUGGGAGGUGGUGAACAGCCUGACACAGGAGGAACGAGUUCUUCUACUUCAGUUUGUUACUGGAAGUUCCAGGGUUCCUCAUGGGGGCUUUGCCUACCUGAUGGGAGGCAGUGGUUUACAGAAGUUCACCGUUGCUGCAGUGCCAUACACCUCCAACCUACUGCCUACCUCUAGUACCUGCAUCAACAUGCUGAAACUCCCAGAAUACCCGAGCCAGGAGGUCUUGAGAGACCGGCUGCUGGUAGCGCUGCACUGUGGGAGCUAUGGCUACACCAUGGCGUAAACAUCCCAUCAGUUCCUGCUGCUGGCAGGGUCUGCAGACUCAUGCAACACUCCUUCACAGACACUCUUUUUGUAGUCAGCCGCUACUUUUGCUGGACAAAAAAGGGAAAUACAGAUUGUUAUUAAAGAGCUGCUGAAGAGGCACACAGACUGAUGGAGACCACAGGCUCUGGAUCUCCACACCUGUGCCACAACUUCUAUUUUUUCAAUUCAAGCUGGUCAUUUAUGCAGAGAAUAAUUCAGUAUCUUCUAAACUGGACUAUUUUUCAUAUAUACAUUUAUUUAAGAAAAAACUGCAUUUAUACCCCUUCAAACACAGGUAAUAAUCACAUAUUCAUGCAUGCUUACUGAAUGUCAAAUAUUUGUUUUGUUUACAGAGCUUUCCAUAUGGAACCAGUGUAGAAUUAAUCAGUUUCAAACAUGGAAUCAAUCAAAAUGCAUCAUAUUCAUAUCCUAGCUUCACAGUGCAGGUUUCUUUAAUGGACCAGCAUCAGGCUCACGCAUACUGCUAAGUCUACAGUUUGUUUUGACUAAUUUUAAGACUUUUAUUUUUGUUUUUUGCAUCCCUCUCACAGUUUUAACAGUCCUUGUCUUUUAGGCUAGCAGCUCUUCUCCUCUACCAAAAGCACUUACUGUCCGGGCUGGCAUUAUCAAAGGUUUAAGAUGCCAAGCUGCCAAUGUGAUAGCUGAUUUUAGUUUUUUGAUACUUUAUUGCACUGUGAAGAAACCAAAAACCUUUAUUUUGUUUAACAAAAUAAGCCAAACGUAAGAAAAUCCAGUAAAAACCAAUGCACUGAAUGGCCAAAAGUGUGUGGACAGCAUAACAUUCACGCCAUGCAUCGUAGUUGAUUUUAUCAUUCCACAACCAGAGGCGUUCAUGUGCUGCUGUAACAGCCUUCACCCCAUCUCUCUCAGGCUGAAGGAAUUUGCUCCCAUUCAGGAGCAUCAGUGAGGUCCAGCACUGAUGUUAGCUGAUCAUGCCUGGCUCUCAGUCGGCAUUCAAGUUCAUCCUAAAGGUGCUGAUGGAGUUGAGGUUAGAGCUCUGUGCAGGCCAGUCAGGUUCUGAGAAAACCAUUUCUUCAUCAGGCUGGCUUAGUACAUAUUGAAACAGGACAGGGCCACACAUAACUGUUGGAAAAGUUGGAAGAAUACUACCAUCUAUCAUUGUAUGCUGUAGUAUUAGCAUUUACCGUUAUUGGAACUAAGGGGGCCCUAACCGAGAGAAACAAACCCAGGCCAAAAUGCAUGUAGUAUGUGGACGGAAGUGUUCCAAUGGCUGCAUCCAAUGAUUAUUUCAUUUUUGAUUAAUCUAUUGUUUAUUUUCUCAAUUAAUGUAUUAGUUGUUUGGUUUAUUAAACGCUGAAAAAUGUUGAUCAGUGUUUCCCAAAGCCCAGCCUGACUUCCUCAGAUUGUUUAGGUCACAACCUAGAGAUAUUCAGUUAACUGUCACAGAGGAGGAAAGAAACCAGAAAAUACUGAAUUUGUAUAUUAUUGGUAUCAGCCAGUAUUGACUUUAGAAUGAACUAUCAGAAUUAGCCAACAUGCUUUUUCUUACUUUGCACAAUGAAUGAAUAUUGCAUACAUUGAAAAGCAUUCUAUUUCACGUCUCCAUCUCCUGGUGGGCCUUCAGGAUUAUGCAUAAUGUGAUGCUAACUUCACUACAGAAGAGACUUGAUUAUCACUAAAAUUAGAUGGGGAAAAAAGUGGAUAUAUAGAUAUCGCUUAUCGUUCAAAUGAGUUGCUGUGUAUCGGCAUAUUGAAUAUCGGCAAAAAAUCCUGUAUUGUGCAUCCUUAAAAAUUACUCAAGCCAAUUAAGGACAUGCUUUUCUUAUUUUGCACAAUAAAUAAAUAUUACAUACAUGGAAAGGCAUUCUAUUUCAUGUCUUCAUCUGAUGGUGAGCCAUCACAAUAAGAGUAUGCAUGUAUAAUAUGAUAUUAAUUCCACGGUAGGAGAGACUUGAUCACUAAAAUUAGGUGGGGAAAAAAGUGGAUAUAUAGAUAUCAUUUUUGCUUAUGGGUCAAAUGAGUUGUUAUAUAUUGGCAUAUCGGAUAUCAGCAAAAAAUCCUCCCUGACUAAUGAUGUCAGUCGGUAAAAAAAUAACACUGGCCAGUACCAAUACAGUCAGUGCUUUCAUUGCAGGAAAACAAAAACUAUUUUUUAUUUUUUUUACCAAGUGAGUACACAUAUUAGAAUGAACAUCAAGGAUAAAUAUUAACUAAUUUCUCUGCAAAAAAUAAGCUGAGUGAAUCAAAGACUGGCCUUAUCCAGCUGUGACAGAACAUGUAUUUGCAGAAGAGAAACUGUAGGUGUUUGACGUACUGUAUGGUCAAGGUGUUUUCCAUUGUAGCUGCAUGAGCACACCCCUCCAUCCCUGCAGCAUCAAAUGCACGUGGUCUACUGUGUGAAACUCUUUUUCGUUUUUGAAGUAUUUUGCUGUCAUCUUUCUUUGUGCUUAAUGAAUGCAUAGCAAUCUUCUUUAGUGAUCUGUCUGUGUUUGUCCCUAUUAAGUAGACUUUCUCAAGAAGCAAUACAAUAACUCCACAUGACAAAUGUUUGGCUUGCAGUGCCAAAACCUCAAAGCUGAAAUCCUUUUAAAGACUUUCUCUUAUUUGUAUUUUUGCCUAAACAAACAUGCUGAAAUGUAUUUUUAUUCUGAGAGAUGGGAUCAUGCCAUGAGGUUUUACUUGUUUCCUCGUGUAAAGGGAGUGAACAUGUUGAUUUAAUAUUUCAUAUGAUCUUUCAGUAUUGUUUUGAACGCCUUGCCUGAAAUGUAAACUGCUGUUAAUGUUUAAUAUGGAGCCUUUAUAGAUAUUUCUGUAUGUCUUCAGUAUCAAAUGAUGUAUUUUACAAUGAAUACUGUAUAUGUUGUGCUUUGAGAUAUUAUCCAAUAAAACUUGUUUUGACAAUC
Messenger RNA from Epinephelus lanceolatus (giant grouper), 6528 nucleotides. RefSeq names its product HECT domain and ankyrin repeat containing E3 ubiquitin protein ligase 1 (gene hace1). Gene Ontology annotation, biological process: ubiquitin-dependent protein catabolic process; membrane fusion; protein polyubiquitination. Gene Ontology annotation, molecular function: ubiquitin protein ligase activity; protein binding. Gene Ontology annotation, cellular component: Golgi membrane; nucleus; cytoplasm. NCBI's taxonomy places the organism in Eukaryota, Metazoa, Chordata, Actinopteri, Perciformes, Serranidae. The record is from RefSeq and is a predicted model, not a curated record.